AAUAUCAACAUGCAAUGAUCCAGCCUGCAGACAAGACUAAAUAUAUCUGCAUCCAAUGUGUUGUUUGCAACCUGGGUACUUUGCGCAUUUUCAUGCGCAUUUUUGCGCAUUCCUUGAAUUAGCACACCAACCUGCUAAUUUCACUGUGAAUGAGGUACAGAAAAGAAUCACGACACUGAGACAGACGGCUCUCGACCAAGCUUCGAAAAUGGUUCCGAUACCACAGUAGUGUUCCUGAACGGGAAGAUGUUCUUCGGACUGCCUUUCUUGAGUCAGAUUAGCUAGCUCUAGAAUUCCAUCCGGAACCUUUGUGUCACACUCACAGAGCAGUGGGGUUAAUUACCAUAGCAACAGAGUACUGACCAGGCAGCACAUUGCCAGUGUUCGUAGCAAUGGAGACCUUAGCUUGGCACGAGUACGCCGCCUAGGGGCAAGCUGGCAGAAGACAGAAGGAGCCUACACUGCCGUCAUGGGAACUGAAAUUCAGCAACUAUCUCACCGUACAUCCGACCAUUUCAAAUAUCUGGACCGUCAAACUGCUCAGUGGCUCGAAAAAAAACCAUCUGCGAAGUCAGAAGCCACCAACCCACCCCUAGAGUUGGCCCCUACUUGGGCAGACUUGACCAGAACUCGAACUUUCUUCUCUAAUAUCCGGCUUACUCCCAUAUCGAAGAUCAGCAAAUGGGCUCUCCAUGCCUUCCCAUCUGAACGAGUAUGUGAACUGGCUCAACCUCGGCCCUAUGCAAGAGGGUGGCAGCCUGAACUCCCUCUACCAACACCUGUGAGUAGAGCGUCACUGACGGCAGUGGCCUCCCCCCGAACUUGCAAGCUCGCCCAGCCAAAGAAGCGGUAUUCUAAACCUGAACCUAGCCACUUAUCUGAACCUCGACCUAUGACCCAUUUGACCUCAGCCCAUCUAAGCCAUCUAAGUAUGCUAGCGAGUGAGUUUCCAAAGGGAGAGCAUCCGUUGUAUCAGAGACAACGCUCAGCACGCUGGCCAGUUUCCGCCGCAGCCAGAAAUUACUUUCCCUCCCAGAGAGUCCUUGAACUGUCCUGCCCCAGAAUACGGAAAGAUGUGUAUGAUGGAUAUAACCCAUUUGUUGUUAGCCAUGCAGCUCUCUGUGCUGACCCCUCUCCUCGGACAUUACAGCUCUCUGUACCUCUGCCUCGAAAAUGCACUCCAAAGGCAUCACCCUACCACAUGUAGAGAGGUGUUUGUUGUUCUUAGUAUCAUCACCAAACAUCUCGCUGAGAUCAUCUCAUUCCAAACAGCAGUAAAUGUGGCAGCUCUGCCUAUUGCCUCAGU
Messenger RNA from Poecilia latipinna (sailfin molly), 1306 nucleotides. It is a transcript of the gene spmap2, whose product is annotated as sperm microtubule associated protein 2. The transcript is spliced from 7 exons. Lineage: Eukaryota; Metazoa; Chordata; Actinopteri; Cyprinodontiformes; Poeciliidae. Bases 470 to 1207 code for a protein of 245 amino acids. Gene Ontology annotation, biological process: spermatogenesis. The record is from RefSeq and is a predicted model, not a curated record.